CGGUCUGGUUCUUUUUUAGUUUAACCUGUGGAUCUUUGGCACAAGCAGGCUGACAGCAGCGCUCUUAAUUUUUUACUUGUUACACGACGCAUGGCUCGCUCGCUGGACUGGCAAGAUUUUGAGGAUCUCCACAAUGAUCAUCUUCGCCUCUUUGAAUUUUCGGAGAAGAGACGGGUCGGACACCAUUGCGACGAAAAAGGUUCUUCAACACUCUUCUACUUCUCUUAUUUUUUGCUUUUAUUUUUAUUUUUAUUUUUUUGGAACUACCGGUCAAUCUAUUUCUUACAGGUCAAAAAACGAAUCAAAGAACGAGGAGAAGACAACCAUAUGUUUUAUGUCCGCAGAGCAUCUCCAUCCGAAGCACUGCAGCGAUGGAAACUUGCUAUGGUGGUCAACAAUUCGCAGCUAAGCUUUUCCAGUAUAUAAUCAACCCAUACUUCUCUCUGGAAUGCCAGGGCUUUUCUCUCCAAAGAGGAAAGAAAGAAACCAAGAUCUCUCGAGCUCUCCAUUAGUACACCUUUCAAAGAAGAAAUGGAUCAUAGAAGUUCUUGCAAAACUCUCUUCUGUGAGAUCAUCCUCGUCGCUCUCGCUCUCUUGAUCCUCCCCGCUCGCGCCGCUCAUCACUCCUCCAGUCCCAAAUCGCCCAAGAGGCCCUCCACGUACAAGUUCUUCUGGCACGACACCCUCCAAAACACGACGCAUCCAUGGACGAACACCGCCGCGGAGGUGGCCGGCCCAAACCACAACAUCACCGGCCUGGGAUUCGGCAAAGUCAUCGUCUUCAACGAUUCGCUCACGCUGGCGCCAGCGCUGGAAUCCAAGCUCCUGGGCCGCGGCCAGGGCGUCUACAUCUACGAUCGCACCCAGGCCGGGAUCGCCUUCAACGCGCUGCUCCUCUUCUCGGCGGUGAUCGAGAACGAGGAGUACAAUGGCACGCUCAACUUCAUGGGAGCGGAUCUUAUCCUGGCGCCCAGCAGGGACAUCUCGGUGGUGGGCGGCACUGGCGACUUUGAGAUGGCGCGCGGGAUCGCGAACCUCAUCACGCAUUCCAUCGAUGGCGAUACGUUCAUCGUCAAUGUCACCAGUAGAUUGUACUACCCAAACUAUUGAUUGAUCGAUGCUGCGCACCUGGAUCAUCUUUUUCUUUGUGGACCAACAAUAAGAGAAUUCCGUACGGCUUUACUUGAAGAGAUUGAAAAAGGUGGCAUGGGCCUGGCACUAUACUUUUAAAGUUUGCCUUCUCUCGCAAGAACCCUAUAAUUA
This is a messenger RNA of Selaginella moellendorffii, 1263 nucleotides long. Its product is annotated as disease resistance response protein 206-like. NCBI's taxonomy places the organism in Eukaryota, Viridiplantae, Streptophyta, Lycopodiopsida, Selaginellales, Selaginellaceae. The coding region runs from base 532 to 1110 and encodes 192 amino acids. The transcript is spliced from 2 exons. The record is from RefSeq and is a predicted model, not a curated record.